Messenger RNA from Baudoinia panamericana UAMH 10762, 2562 nucleotides. RefSeq lists its product as uncharacterized. The record is from RefSeq and is a predicted model, not a curated record. The transcript has a single exon. The coding region runs from base 384 to 2135 and encodes 583 amino acids. Lineage: Eukaryota; Fungi; Ascomycota; Dothideomycetes; Mycosphaerellales; Teratosphaeriaceae.
GGAGUCGAGAGGUGCGAUGACGGGACGCUGGUGGAUUCUAGCCAGCAUAAUGCGACUAGGAUGAUAUAUGUAUUUGUGGAUUUGUUGCACUUCAUGCUGGACUUGGUUGAUAGCGCUGUAAUAAAGAUAGAAUGUUGUCGACGUUAGUUCAGGAAUUUAGGCGCAAUUCUUCCACAUUCCUGUGACUGUUGUGACAACUGAUCUUCCCAACCCUAGCUAACUGUUUGGCGUCAGCGAAAAUUGUUGCUUAGCGUUCUUCCGUACUGGAAACACUACAAGCCAGUUGAGCGUUGCACGUCCACAAUGGCAGAUCUCUUGCGAACAGCGCCAUAAGACGUCCGCUGCACGGCUGCAGAUCCAAUUGGAAUUGCAGACGAACGCAUAUGGAAGCUCCACUUCGAGUAGAAGAGAGUGUCAGAUUAUCCGAAAGCCCAAGGCGGUCACCUCAGAUCACGCAGGCCGUGCGUAGUCCUGCAAUAAGCGUGCACCCGGAAAUGCAAGGCAUUGAUUCGAGCCACAACCGAACAGACCCGGGACUGAGGACCACGGACUUCUUCGAUGACACAUCCGACGAAGAGACCACGAGUAACGCCAGAUCAGCCGGAGGUGGACCCAAUGUGCGAAGUGCCGAAGCCAUCGAGCCAAGAAGCUCUGCAAUGAAGAAGCGCCAACGGAUCUCGACCGGCUCAGACCUUGUUUCACAAUGCGAGCCCAAGCAUGUCAGCCUGCCGCCUGAAGGAAGAUAUCAUCCGCUGGCAGCCAGUCAUGGCCACGAAGAGCAGGCCGAAUUGCCGGAUACUCCAAGUACAUCCUUCAACGGCUCGGUGGAUGAACUCUUACCCAUCCCAAGUAACGACCAGAUCAGCCCACCGCAGUUUCCUCGCCAAGCUCGCGUUGCGAGUGGACGCACGCCACGAAGUUCAGCGCUAAUCGAGCAGUGCCAGGGAGACCCAUUGGCGCCGUCACCCAGCAAGGUCGAACAGAUCUUGGGCGCUCAUGCGAUUGCGCACGAGAUCACCCUGAAUGCGCUGAUGCGCGAGGAGAAGCUCAACGCGAGUGUGGAAGGCUUCGCGCCACUGAAGUUGACGAACCGUGCUUCGUUGCUGCCUGCGUCCCUGCGCCUUCAUGACCCUCGAAGUCCGCGUACUCAAACGUUUGCCACUCCACAGUCAGCCGCCAGUAGCAGUAAGAGAGUCCAGGUUGUGCCGCCUCCCAUCGACACUUCAGGACCUCGAGGGUCACUGCCACAGGAGCUUGUGCGGACGCCGUAUCCGUAUUCCCCGGAGAGCGUGCACCGCAAGAAUAUUGGUCAAAUGAGUCCGCCGUCUGCCGUUGUUAGCACGUUUGGCGCAAGCGAAAGUAUACUCACACUCAGUAUCCGGCGGAGAAACCAAAACAGUCUCCCCCGAGUCGCAACACUUGUCAUAUCAGGCUCAAACGACUUUAGCACCCUUUCAUCGAGAAGUACAUGGCAGAAAGAUAAGCAUUUCCGAACAAUUGAGUACGACGAUGCAGAGUUCUUCCGACAGCUACAGAGCGCUUACCGACAGCUUAGCGGGCCCCUGCGAGUAUUCAGCGCCAGGAGUUUGACGCGAAUCGCAGUCAGCGGACCCGCGUCAAGAGCCGCAGAUGCCGGAUACGGGUGGCUACAUCAGCCUCGCUCUCCACGGACGCUUGCUUACCGAGGGUUGAGCGACACAUUCAGCGAAGAGAAGAUACUGCAGCACUACCGCAAACCGGCGCUGGGAAGGGCACGGUACGCCUUCGUGCACUGGGCUCAUCGCAUCGCUGCUGCGCCGCCAAUGCCUGUACCAGGCGGGAGUGCGAAAAUCGCACUGGAGACGGAAAGGGAUCUGGUGCACCGUGCUUGGCAGCCAGAAGGCUUGGAGUUCGUGGUCAGCUGGUCAAUAGCACGUGUCUUCGCUGCUCUACUGCUCGUCCUCAUGGCUAGUAUAACGGCAGCGGUACUAUGGGUGUUCCUAGGGCGGGUGACUACUCCUGGAGCUACACCGCAUGGUGGCUUCAGGGAUGCCGGCGACCGGGUGGUAUCUGGCGUGCUGUUAGGGAUCUGCCUGCUGCUUCUUGGACUCAGCGGUAUCGCUGGCUGGUUAGGAGUUAGUUGGCUUGUCUCGUGAAUAUCUGGAAGACCCGGCGGGUUCAUGUAGUUGCGUCGCGUCCGCACAACGCUUCCAAGAGCCAGCAAUCCUAUCAUGUCAUGCCACAGUGACGCUAUCACCUUAGCGCCUCGACGUCGAUGUUAAGUCGAGCCCUUCCGGUAUAUCCCUAAAAUCGGAGGGGACCACUUCGGAGAGUCAGUGUCAGCAGAAUUUGCCGUGUGGCUUCCUUACUUCCAUGGAGCGGGUCUGUGCCCACGUGGUUGCGACAAGUGGCGCUCCCUAUAGCAUCCUGUCGGUAUCAGAAAUUGAUACAUCCCAUGCUCACCUCACGCGGAAGAGCAUCCUCAGAAGGCAUGAUAUCCUAUGGUCACUCUGUGCAGUCGGGAAGGAAUGACAACCUGCAAAUUUCAUGGCCCACUUUAGUUAUCGCACUGCUUCCGAGCCA